AGCCUGUUAGGGACUGAGGGAGAGAGAGGGUUGCGUCACUCACUGCUGUCACAUGCCGCUGAGCAGGAGGCGCGGAUACAUUGUCCUGUGUCAGUGAGGGAGGAGCCGCUAUGCCAUCUCACACACGCCACUUGUUCCUCGCCACUCGCAGGGCAGGCGUGGGCAGGAGCAGGCUGGGAGGCGGAGUGAAGGACUGAGGGGCUGAAGAAGUGGGAGCUGUGUGACCGGUUUGCGUGUCGUCUGCUUCUGGGACUCCACCAACACUGUGUGAAUAUCUACGCCAGCAGGAUGGGGAGAGAGAAGAGCUGAGGGACUACAGAACAUAAGAACAUAUGGAGACUGCAAGAGGUGAACGAUGAACAAGGUGGUUACUGUUGGCUGCCCACUCAGAUUGUCAGCAACAACACGCCUCUUCAUGUAGCUGACAGCUAUUUUUCCACAGAGCUUUACGGAAGGAAUGAUGAAGGGCAGCACAGAGAGAAGAGGUGAUGGCUACCCAAGCACUGUGUUGGGUCGGAUCAGCUUGGGUGUUGUCACUGGGCUGGAGAAAGCGUUCUAUCGCUAUGGAUAUAGCAUUGCACAACACCCAGCUGUAUUCAUGGUCAUAUGUCUGACAAUAACUUGUGCUUUUUCUGUUGGUUUAAUGAAAUUUACAGUAGAAGAAAGGCCCUUCAAACUGUGGAUUCCACAAGACUCUGAUUUUAUUCGUGUGAUGGAGUGGCAGAAGGAGAACUUUCCUGCCCAGUUCCGUGCACAUAUUGCCCUGUAUGAGGCAGAGAAUAUACUAGAAAAAACUGUGCUCAUGGAGAUGCUCAGGGUACAUGAAGCAGUUGCAAAUGCCACUACAUCCAAAGCCACAUGGCCCUCAGUUUGUGCCAAAUUGCCUUCUAUCCCAGACUCAAUAUUUAGCCGCAAGAAAAGAAGUACUAGAAGUCAGAAACAUGUAGCUGAUCAAGAGUUUCUUUUAAGGAACAGGGUUAAGAGAAGCCAGGAUGAUAAAGGAAUUGAUUGGAGUACAAUACUUUCUAGAGGACAGUAUUGUGGAUUUUUAGAGGAUAUUUCUCAGGAGUGUAUGGAACACAGCAUCCUGGAAGUGUGGGGUUAUGACAAGGACUAUAUCAGCACUUUGACACAAGAGGAGAUUAUAGAAGAUAUAAAUUAUGUUGAAAAGAGUGCAGUCUUUGGGUUUCCAACUAAUUUUAGUACGAUGCUUGGAGGUAUUGAAAGGGACAGUGAAGGACUGGUGAGAAGGGCCAAGGCCGCCAGGCAGCUGUGGGUCACACGUAUCAACUUCACAGCUGUAAAAACUGGUGACUUCGCUGAUGACGCGGGUACAGGCAUGGAGGUGGAUACUGCCAGCUUUGGGUGGGAGAAGGAGCUUAUCAAGGCAGUACUAAAUGAAAGUGAGAGACCAGACAAUAUAUCUUUGUACCUCAUGGCAGCCUCAAGCUUUGGAAUGAUAAGUGGGGAUACCAUCCUUGGGGACGCUCAGUACCUGGGAGUUGGCUUCAUGGUAGUGUUUAUAUACGUUCAGGUGAUGCUGGGCAAGUUCAACUUGGUUGAACAGCGACCCAUCCUCUCCUUGAUGGGAUUAAUGUGUGUGGGAAUGUCAAUCUUUGUGUCCUACGGAAUAUGUUCCAUGUUUGGUGUACCAUUUGGUCCGGUCAACAAUGUUUUGCCAUUUUUACUGUUAGGACUUGGUAUUGAUGAUAUGUUUGUUAUAAUGCAAGCUUGGAAUAACCUUACUCCCAGAGAGAAAACACUGACACUCUCAGAAAGGAUUGGAUGUGCUUUGAAACAUGCUGGUGUUUCCAUUACUGUAACCUCACUCACAGAUUUUGCUGCCUUUGCCAUAGGAAGUAGCACAGUGUUGCCAGCACUUAGGUCUUUCUGCUUGUUUGCUGCAGUUGGCAUUGCUGCUGUAUAUUUCUUCCAAGCUACAUUUUUUGUGGCUUGGUUCAGUCUGGACCAGCGCCGGCUGGAGGACAAUCGUCAGGGUAUCUUCUGGUGCUGGAAAGUUAAAAACUGGACUCCAAACCAGUGUAGUCAGAAAGAUUUGUGCCAAACAUUUUUUAGUGAAUUUUAUGCCAAAUAUUUACUCAAAGGGCCUAUCAAAAUCGUUAUUUUGGUAGUUACCGCUGCACUCCUGAGUGUUUCUGCGUGGGGGCUGUCAAAUCUUCGCCAAGAGUUCAAUCCCAUCUGGUUCCUCCCUCAGAGUUCAUAUUUAUUCAAGUUUUUCAUGAAACAUGAACAAUAUUUUUCAACUGAUGGUGAGGAAGGAAUUAUUUAUUUUGGGAAUACUAAUUUGACUGCAGAGCUGCCAAAUAUUGAAGCCUUAAUGAUGAGAUUAAAUGAAAGUGAAUAUAUCAGUGAGGUUGACAGCUGGUAUUUAAAAUAUAAGAAAUAUUGGGAAAAACAGGGCUAUUUGGUGCCAGAUCCUGAAGAAACAGAAGAAGAGUUCUUGGAUCAGCUGAGCAUGUUUCUUCAUUCUCCAAGUGGUUCUCGCUACAGGGCAAAAAACUUCCUUUUUAACAGUACCUUUGGCUGCACUGAGCCAGCAACUCAAGUGUUGGCAUCAAGUGUGGAGUACAAACACCACAUUAUGUCAGACUCACAGGAGGAGAUCAGAGCCAUGGAUGAACUGAAACACAUAGUUGGGACCUCCAACAUUAGUGGGUAUGUGCAGCCCUUUGCCAGAGCUUAUAGUGGUUGGGAGACAAACAAAAUAAUUGAAAGAGAGCUCUACCACAACAUGGGUCUUGCUAUGCUAGUCGUUUUAUUGGUGACACUUUUGCUGAUUGCCAAUGUGUCGGCCAGUUUGAUGGUGCUGCUGUGUGUGGUGCUCACCCUGGUGGAUGUGGCUGCCCUCAUGCACUGGUGGGGCCUCACCAUUGACACUGUGUCCUGCAUUGACCUGGUGCUGGCCAUUGGUCUAUGUGUGGACUAUGCAGCCCAUGUGGCCCACACCUUCAUGAUCAAGGUCGGGAGCAGGGACCAGCGGGCCAAGCAGGCGGUGGCCACCAUUGGGCCGGCUGUUCUCAACGGAGGCUUCAGCACCUUCCUGGCUUUCGUCUUCCUUGCCAACUCUGACUCCCAUGUUUUCAGCUCAUUUUUCAAGAUAUUUUUUGGUGUUGUGCUGUAUGGCCUGUACCAUGGGCUGGUGUUCCUACCAGUGCUGCUGUCUCUAGUGGGUCCUGCUGCUUACCCCAGUGCAGGCUCCAGUCCAUCCCACCAUCCUCAUGAAGUGGAGGACUUGUGUCCACAGUCUGCUCAACCCCCUGGCUGCAUCCACCAAGACUAUCCUGAAGAAGUUCCUCUGGGAAGUAAAGCAAACACCACUGCAGACACAGAACAAUCAAAUCACUGUGUCACCAGCAGUGGAAUAAGAAAAGUUAUCAUGCAAGUAUCUAGUGUUUGAAUUUUGUAUUCUUGGUGAAAGCUGUUUACACACAUGUAAUACAUUUCAUAUACGUUUUCAUUGCACUAAUAUUUAGUUUGAUGAAUACAUGAAACUGGAGAGUACAUUAUUAACAAAUACCUCACUAGUGGUGGACUAGAAAACUAAUGGGGCGUCACCAGACCGAGGCCUGUGUUCCCUCUCCGGGGCGGACAAAUCCUAAGGAGAGGUGGGCGGCUAAAAAGCAGGUCUUUAUCAUGGAACACUGCUCAAAAAAUGCUAUGCAGCACAGUUUCUGAAGAUAACAAUUGAUUAUUACUUUUAUUACAAAAGGUACAAUAUAUACCUACAUAUUUUAUUUGUCUUGGUAUGAACAUUGUACUUGAUAAAUUGGCCUGCAGUAUUUUUUUGUAUAAAAACUGCUCAUGUACAAGUUAGUGUGUAACGGUUUCAACACUCAUGAAAUACAUAAUUUUGUAGUA
Molecule: messenger RNA, 3879 nt
Organism: Eriocheir sinensis (Chinese mitten crab)
Lineage: Eukaryota; Metazoa; Arthropoda; Malacostraca; Decapoda; Varunidae
Product: NPC intracellular cholesterol transporter 1 homolog 1b-like
Exons: 5
Coding region: 458-3418 (986 amino acids)
Cellular component (GO): membrane
Source: RefSeq, a predicted model, not a curated record